Molecule: messenger RNA, 960 nt
Organism: Fimicolochytrium jonesii
Lineage: Eukaryota; Fungi; Chytridiomycota; Chytridiomycetes; Spizellomycetales; Powellomycetaceae
Product: kinase-like domain-containing protein
Exons: 3
Coding region: 1-960 (319 amino acids)
Biological process (GO): protein phosphorylation
Molecular function (GO): protein kinase activity; ATP binding
Source: RefSeq, a predicted model, not a curated record
AUGAACCGGCCAUUACCACCACCACCAGCCUUCCCAGACUCUGUCGUGGCGCGUAGCGAAGCCUUGGCGGCCAGUCUCUUUGUUAAGCACGAGCGCAUUGGCAAGGGCUCGUUUGGGGAAGUUUAUAGGGGAAUAAAUCGCCUGACCAAUGAAGUCGUUGCCAUAAAGAUUCUCAAUCUAGACACCGACGAUGAUGAGAUCAACGAUGUGCGGAAAGAGAUCACGAUGCUGUCGCACUGCGACUCGGAGCAUAUCACACGGUACCACGGUGCGUACCUCAACGAGACCAAGCUAUGGGUCGUCAUGGACUAUGCAGCCGGCGGGUCGAUGAGAGCCAUCUUGAAAUCCGGCCCCAUCGACGAAAGGUUCAUCGCCAUCAUAGCAAGAGAGGUGCUCCACGCGUUAGUGUAUCUGCACAAGUACGCAGCCAUCAUCCAUCGCGACAUCAAAGCCGCCAACAUCCUACUCACGGACGACGGAAAGGUCAAGCUCUGCGAUUUUGGCGUGGCAGGGCAGAUCACCAUGUCGUCUUUGCGACGCAACUCGUUCGUUGGCACGCCGUACUGGAUGGCGCCCGAAAUCAUCAGGCGCGCGCAAUAUGACUAUAAGGCGGAUAUAUGGUCGCUGGGCAUCACUAUAAUAGAGCUGGCGACAGGAAAUCCGCCUUUUGCGGAUCAGGACCCACGAAAGGCCAUCUUUCUCAUUCCGCGCACCCGGCCAGCGCGUUUAGAAGGGAAGUUCUCAAGCGCGCUGCGAGAAUUCCUAGCACUGUGUCUGAAGGAAGAGCCAGAAGAGCGCCCCACUGCUGAGGAGCUCCUCAAAACAAAGUUCGUGCGGAGCUCACCGCGCGGCACAGCGCCCCUGCUAGAAUUGCUUGACAGACAUAACUCAGCAAUGCGUUGGAUGAUAACACGCCUAGGGCGUCAACGGCCAACGCUGUACAGGAACGAAGUCGACUAG